This is a messenger RNA of Zophobas morio, 2133 nucleotides long. RefSeq names its product rho guanine nucleotide exchange factor 26-like. The record is from RefSeq and is a predicted model, not a curated record. The transcript has 4 exons. Bases 275 to 2047 code for a protein of 590 amino acids. Gene Ontology annotation, molecular function: guanyl-nucleotide exchange factor activity. Gene Ontology annotation, biological process: positive regulation of Rho protein signal transduction. Lineage: Eukaryota; Metazoa; Arthropoda; Insecta; Coleoptera; Tenebrionidae.
UUUAGGAUGGUUCCCCUCCAACCCAAGGAAGCGGUGUUAACCAGUAAACCAAAAAGGGAUAGUACCGUCUAUCGCAAGAAAAGCUUUACAGUUGGUGUUGCUGUAAAAAAACAAUCAAUUGAUGGUGGAGAAAAUGAGCUAAAAAUAGAGGAAAUUUUGUCCUUGAUCGAUAUGUCGGCCUGCCCUUUUCCCCUUAAAUUAGAUCCAAAGCAAUUAAUAUUUAUAAAAGAGGGCCCUUUUGAGAUUAAAAGCAAGAAAACAAAGAAGCUAGUACAUGAAAGACAUACCAGAAACUUUGGAUUUAAAAACUUCCUUAAGAUAUGAAAACGGUAGACUUCAUAAUGCUAACUCCGUAGGAGAAUUAGCCUUUGAUAAGACUAUAUACAAGUGGUUUUUACCUGUAGUUUACUUCAGUGAACUCGUUAUGAAGGAAAAUAGAAAGAAUAGUAUUUUUUCUUCGUCGUUCACUUUUACUUUUGCUUAUGGCGAAAAUUCCACUUUUAACUUCACCGUAGAUAAAAAAUCUGACAACCUUAAUGCAGCAUUUUAUGAUUGUUUUACGGAGCAAUAUUUUAAAGAAGCUCGGAAAACAUAUUCACCGCCCUCUACUUCUAAUAUGCUAGGGCAAGUGAACUCUAGCAAAGUUAAUUUUACCGAUAAAUUAACUUCCGACGCGCUUCCUUCUGUGCCAUUGCAGCUCCCUGCCUCUUUUAAUAAUGAACUCCAAGAAAGCUUAAUAACAAAAUUAAGGAAAUCUAAAAGUACUAUUUCUUUUGAGCAAGUAGACAUUUUAGAAUUCGCAUCUCCGUUAGAAAAAUCUGCCGAAGUUCAGCCAGAGCCCGCCCCACAAAAAAAGAUUUUAAAUAGCCUUCAACUGACGCUAUGGAAAUACCAAGGAGGAGUCGACGAAGAUCUUGUAAACAGCUUGAGUUCUGAAGAACUUAAGCGCCAGGAAUGCCUUUAUGAAAUAGUAUUUAGCGAAGAACAAUAUAUAAAGAAGCUUGAACUGGUUUUGCGCGUGUACGAAAAGCCGCUUAAAAAGCUCAAUAUUAUUCCUCGUGAAGAUAUGGCCAGCAUCUUAGGAGACCUGGGCUUUAUAUACACCAUAAAUAAAGAUCUUUUAGAGCAACUAAAAGUUCGGCAAAAAGAACAAUGGCCCCUCGUACAGGAUGUGACAGAUAUUCUUAUCCCUUUUUUGAAACAACUCGCAAAGAACUACUCUUGUCACUGCGGUAAAAUUAAACGGGCUAACGAGAAUUGUGUAAGACUCAGUCAGACUAAUAUUGAGUUCAAUAGAUUUUUAAACACUAUAACUAUUCAAAAAGAUGUCGACAGUCUUGGUUUGCAAAGUUAUGUAAUAUUACCUUUACAGCGGGUUACCAAGUACGCGUUAUUACUGCGAGAAUUACUCAAGUAUACAUCCAGUGAUCACCCGAGCUUUGACAAUGUUAAAAAAGCUCUUGAGCUUGCGGAGGAAGGUUUGACUAUAAUCAACGAAAACACCCGAGAGGCCGAAAAUUAUGAAAAACUAAUACACAUUCAAAUGUCUCUUGAAGUUUCCGCAACCUUUCCGCCUCCAUCCAUUGUUAAAAACGGACGACUCUAUUUAUAUGAGAAUUAUUUGGACAUACAACUGCUUACUAAAGGAAAGAAUAGGAAGAUGUCAACUUAUACCUUUUUAUUUAACGACGUUCUUUUAAUAACUAAGCCCUUUAAACCUAAGCGGUCUUCUACUGAAUAUACAAAAACAUCGCAUAAGAACGUAAGCUUCACGCGUAGGCCCGUAAUUCAGUUGGAAUCGAAAGAAGUUAACGAAUGUCAAUUUUACAUGUACAGGCCCUUAUUUCCUCUUAUUAGUACUUUGGAAAUAUCCUUUAUCGGAACAUAUCAGUACUCAAUUAACCUUGAGCAUGAUGAUAAAUUUGAUAAAAUCCUCAUUUGUGCUGAGGAUGAGGACACUUGUAACAAAAAUUGGGUGUCUUAUCUUAAACAAUUUGUUAAUAUCACUGACGGAGAAACUAAAAACAGCGCGAGUGACGAAAACUAACUAAAUGUCUGCUGACAGUAUUAUCUAUUUACUUUCUGCCAAAGAUCUUUUACCAUUUGGACUGAGAACGAGGUAAAUAAACAGAA